AUGUCAAUCGAAUCUUCACAGGUGGAAACACCAAAAAAAAUCGCGAUAGUAGGAAUUCAAGACGAAUAUACACGAAAUAUAAUAAUCAAAUCAUUCAAAAAAAUUCUACCCGAUUUGCAAAUAUUACAAUUUUCGACGACGACGACGCUUACCUUCACGAGCGCAAAAAUAGUACAUUGGUUAGAAUACGAGGACAUCGAUUUUUUUAAUCAAACAUUGUUAAAUAAACAUUCGCAACUGGUAAAUUCAUAUUGUAUCAGGAAAGGAUUGAUUCGUAAAGCAAAUUUUAAUUUCAAUAUACGAAAAUAUUUGAGUAAAAAUCAAAAUAGUAUUUUAAAGAGUUCCAUACCUGAAACUUGGUACUUUGAAGUUACGCACAAAGAUUAUUUAGAUGAAGCUCUUGAAGAAAUUUUUGAGGUUGUAAACGAAUGUAAAGAAAAUGAUGAAAGGAUUAACGAAGAAAAGGUUAAAUUUAUUUUAAAACCGAGUUUAGGUAAUAAAGGCGCAGAAAUCAAAAUCUUUGACAGCAUCGAUCAGUUAAGAAGCGUUUUCGAAGGGAAACACGACUUGAAGGAAGAUGAAGAAGAUGACGAUGAGAGCAUAUUUCAUAUAAGGGAUUGGGUCGUACAACGAUAUAUAUCAAAUCCAUUGUUGAUUCGAAAUCGAAAAUUUCAUAUUCGAUCCUAUAUUUUAGCGAUAUCAAAUUUACAAGUUUAUCUCUACAAAGAUAUGUUGGCCCUUUUCGCGUUAAACGCGUACGCGCCCACCGAUAUCAAUGACGCGUUAUCACAUUUAACGAAUACCUGUUUACAAGUGAACGAAGUUUCCUUUAAGGAAUCAAAUCAAGUGAAAUUAUUUUGGGACUUAUCAACGAAAGAUGAUGAAGGGGAGGUAGGUAUAAUCAGCAAACUUGAUUUAGAGAUGAUUUUUAAUCAAAUCAAAUCCAUUUUAAAUGAUUGCUUUGAUUCUAUCGUUAAUGAAGUAACUCAAUUUAUGCCCAUGGAAAACGCUUUUGAAUUAUUUGGCUUUGAUUUUUUGGUGGAUCAUGAAAUGAACGCUUAUCUAUUGGAAGCAAAUUCCUUUCCAGAUUUUAAACAGACGGGUGAUGAACUAGUACAUUAA
Funneliformis mosseae is the source of this 1122-nucleotide messenger RNA. The record is from the annotation of a GenBank genome assembly. Lineage: Eukaryota; Fungi; Glomeromycota; Glomeromycetes; Glomerales; Glomeraceae.